This is a messenger RNA of Calidris pugnax (ruff), 3481 nucleotides long. It is a transcript of the gene PPM1J, whose product is annotated as protein phosphatase, Mg2+/Mn2+ dependent 1J. The coding region runs from base 714 to 2093 and encodes 459 amino acids. The record is from RefSeq and is a predicted model, not a curated record. The transcript has 9 exons. Gene Ontology annotation, molecular function: protein serine/threonine phosphatase activity. NCBI's taxonomy places the organism in Eukaryota, Metazoa, Chordata, Aves, Charadriiformes, Scolopacidae. Gene Ontology annotation, biological process: protein dephosphorylation.
GGAGGGGAUUGAAGCCGGUCGGGAGCGGGACCCCAGUUCCACUUCCCCUGAUUCUCUUCUCCUUUCACUCCCUGCGAGUUUCCCCUCGAACUGAAGGCAGGUGGGGAAGGUCAGGCUUUGAUAGCAACAUUUGCUGCUCAGUGCUGUCAGUCCCCCCCCCCAAAUCCCUCGCUCAAGCUGAUCUUCCUGAUAUCCAAGAGCUUUUUGAGGUGUUAAUUUGUGCCAGAAGACACUGGGGUGGGGGUACCUGGAGGAAAAACCACGCAGAGCAAAAAACCACUCUCUGCUCAGCAGCAAGACUUCUGUCUCCCAAGACUUCUCUCUGCAAACCACUUGAAAAGCCUCUGCCCAAAGAGCUCAUCCUGUUGUGUGUGUUUGCAGCUUUCUCCCGUGGGCAGGUUUUGCAAUCUCGACCUGAAAUCUGCUUUGCCAGCGCAGGCUGUGAAAAGCUAGUGAAUCGGUUUUUUUGCAAAAGUUCCGGUGUUUUCAUCUUCAUCACCUUCUCUCCUCCUUCUCUGAGACACCUGCUCCCUCUGAGAGGUGCUGGGUGCCAUGGCAGCAAAAAAACCCCCAGCUUUUCCUGGUCCCCUCCCUCGGUGGGUGCCUGGACGGCUGCUCUCCCCCAAACCCAGCGGUGCUGGUGGGACCUAGUGCUGCUGCUGGCUCCAGAUCAACCCCAAAACCUGGUCUGGGAUGUCUCCUCACCUGGAGGCAUGGCAGGAGUGCUGUGGAGAGCAUCCCCAGGAAAAUGGGGGCACAGAUGGGGUCCUGGGGGGAUGAGGUGCUGCAGGGUGGCCUCUGUUGGAGCGUGGUGUGAAAGAAAGAGCCUUUACUCUUUGUUUCCUCCCGUCAGGGUGAUAAAUGCAGGGAAGAGCCAGCACAAUGAGGACCAGGCGUGCUGCGAGGUGGUGUUUGUGGAGAGGAAGCCCAGCCCCAGGGGCCACCCGCCGUCCAGGGAAGGUGGCGAGGAGCUGGAGGGGGGCAGGAAGGGUUUUUAUUUCCACUACUGGGCCUUGUUUGAUGGCCACGCGGGCAGCGGUGCUGCUGUCAUGGCAUCCAAGAGGCUCCAUCUGCACAUCUGCGAGCAGCUCCGGGACCUGGUAGAGAUCCUGCAGGACCCUUCUCCUCCUCCCAUCUGCCUCCCGCCCGAGGAGAGGGCUGGCCUUGCAGAGCCCAGCCGGGUGCCCCUCGCAGAGGACGACGGGGAGGUCCCCAACAACGCCGUGCCACGGUUUCACCUGGAGAAAGCGGUGUCUCACGAGAGCCUGGUGAUCGGUGCCAUCGAGAACGCCUUUAAGCACAUGGACGAGGAGAUCGAGCGGGAGCGAGCAUCCCAGCGCCUCUCCGGGGGCUGCUGUGCCCUGGCUGCCAUCUACCUCAUGGGCAAGUUCUACGUGGCCAACGCCGGUGACAGCAGGGCCAUUAUCAUCCGUAACGGGGAAAUCAUUCCAAUGUCCAGGGAGUUUACUCCAGAGACAGAAAGGCAGAGGCUGCAGUUUUUAGCGUUCCUGAGGCCCGAGCUGCUGGGGAAGGAGUUCACCCACCUGGAGUUCCCCCGCAGGAUCCAACCCAAGGAGCUGGGGAAGAAGAUGCUGUACAGAGACCAAAACAUGAACGGCUGGGCUUACAAAAAGAUAGAAGAGGAUGACCUGAAGUUUCCACUUAUCUACGGGGAAGGCAAAAAGGCUCGGGUGAUGGCCACCAUUGGGGUGACACGGGGCCUGGGAGACCAUGACCUCAAGGUGUUCAGCUCCAACAUCCACAUCAAGCCUUUCCUCUCCUGCUUCCCCGAGGUCAGGGUCUAUGACCUCACACAGUACGAGCACUGCCCUGACGAUGUUCUGGUCUUGGGCACAGAUGGGCUCUGGGAUGUCACCAACGACAAGGAGGUGGCUGGUGUGGUGAUGGAGGUGCUGACGGGCUACGAGCCCAACGACCCAUGCAGGUACACCAUGGUGGCCCAGGAGCUGGUGGUGCGGUCCAGGGGGGUGUUGAAGGAGCGGGGCUGGCGGCUGGCCAACGACAAGCUGGGCUCCGGCGAUGACAUCUCUGUCUUCGUCAUCCCUCUGGGUGGCCCGGGCAACUACACGUGAUGCCCCAUGUCCUCCGGGGCAGCGGGGCUGGCUUUGCCUGGAUGGAGAGGAGCAGGACACUGGCACUGCCUCGGGGCCACCUCUCCCCACAGCACUUCUUUCUGAGCCGACUGUGAGUAAAGAACCUGGACCCUCCAUCUGUGCCCCUGCCCAGAGCAUCCCCCUCCAUCUGCUGCUCCAGCCCCGGGGGAGAUGGAAGGGCCUGGACAGAGAGCGGGGACAGGGGUUGGGGGCUGUUUUUUCUGCUGCCACUUUCUGAGAGCUGUGAAAAGCCUCUGGGCUCCUGGGGUUCCCAGUGUGUCCUGCCCCUUGCCCGGGGGCUUGGCUGCCCUGGUCCCAGCAGGGAGCAGUGGCUGUCACCCUCGCGGGGGUGGCAACAUGAGGAGAAGUACCUGGAGAAGCAUCUUCUGCUGCUGCUGCUGCCACCUCCUCUCCCCCUGCCCUGUGACACUUGCACUGGUGACACCAGAGCUGGCACUGGGAUGGGCCACGAGGUUGGGGUGAAGCGUUGCCGGCUGCUGGGCCAUGCUCAGCCUGGCAGAAGCCUGGUUGUGGGUGGUGGGGUGGUGGGCCAGCCCCACACUGACAUCCCCACUUUGUGCUUGCCCUCUCCGGCCCCUCACACCUUCAUCCCAGCCUCGUACCUUGUCCCAGUGUCGGGUGUGGGAGGAUGGGAUGGUGCUCAGUGGCUGUGAUGCACCGAGAGCCCCUGGGGAAGGAAUGAGCCUCUGCCCCCACCCCUCUUCAUGUCUGGGAUUGCUGCUCUCUUUCUGGAGCCAAUUGUUUAUUAUUAAUUGGAGAGCGGAGCCGGGAAAUGUCUAGAUCCUUCCUGGGUGGGGGGAGGCUGGAUGUCUGUCUGCAGGGCUGGAUGUCUGUCUGCAGGGCUGGAUGUCUGUCUGUCUGGACCUCUGGGUGCUGUGAAGCUGCCAAGAGGGUGCCAGGCAGAGCAGCCCUGGCCAGCCCAGCUUAACAGCUUAAGGGAGCUGCGUGGAUCUGCUUAGCCCAGGGCUGGAAACCCACGAUGAAAGCAGCUUGGUGAUGAGGAGGGGGGGUGGGGAGGAAGACAACCCCCUCCUUUUUCUGUAGCAGCAGUUGAUCUCUGCAUGGGUUUCUUAUUUUGCAUCCUUCUGACCUGGGGGAUGCGUUUCUUGGACCCGUGCAGAGCGAUGCAUCCUCCCGAAACGUGAGGGAUGGUCCCACCCUGGCCGUGGGGUGAUGGGGGUAACUGGGCCCUGGCCCCCCCAUUUUGGGAAGGCUCCGUGGCACCGGUGGUCGGUGUCCUGCUGUCGCUGGGUGCAGCCAGCUCUUGUCAGGUGUCACCUCUGCUGGAUGUUGUUUGUCUCUUGUAAUCAGCGAGAUGUAAAUAAACUGGGCGCACUUAAUGGGAA